ACCCAGCGGCCAGAGCAGAGCGUCAUGCAAGCCCUCGAGAGUCUUAAUGAUGGACAAGUGAAUGACUUCUUGACGGGCAAGGCCCCUCUCAACUUGACCAUGCGCCUUGGUGACCACAUGAUGCUGAUCCAACUGCAGCUGUCCACGGUGUCCCCAGGCGGGUCCAGAAAGUCACGCCUCCAGACCAACCAUUCUGCCAUGAACAAGGAGGUUCUGCUCGUACCUCUGCACACAGCCAUCCUCUGACACCUCCCUAUACCCCUCAUAGUCCGGUCACAUGUGCAGGCUACUCUCCUCUGCACACGUCCCCUGUUUCUGGCCAAUCCACACCCCCAGCCUCUGUCACUAUCAACCCUAGUCAAAUCUCUUCCACGACAUCUUCGUCAUCUGCUAGGGCUGCCUCCCGCUCCCCCUCAACCCCAAACAGCCCAGCCUCUUCCUCAUCUUCAUCCUCAGGCGGAUCCAAUGCCAGCUCUCCCUCAGGCCUAGGGUAUGACAGUGACUUGCCUGUGAGAGGGUGCCCUCACAGGGGUGAAGAGAUGGAUCUCAGGGCUACCCUGGACACCAAGGCCCUAGCAGAGGCUUCUCGUAAUCUUACCCAGACCCUCAAGCAGCUCUCUUCUGAGGUCCUCACAUCCAAGCCAGAGCUUAAACAGGAGAGUCGAUCCCCUCCAGAAAUUGCUGCAACUUAUUUAGGCACAAAAGGAGCCAGUGAUUGCACCAACGAGCUAUCAUCGAGAGUAUGCACCACCAUGGGAAAGGAGUGUACUCAGGCACUUUCUCAGGUACCCUCAACCCAGCACUGCAGGACAGGCAGGGACGGCCAAAACGGGAUAUCUCAACAAUAAUCCACAUACUUAAUGACCUCUUGUGUGCCACACCACAGUAUCGUCGCCACAACACCAGCAUUACCCUUAGUUCAACAACACCCUCCAGGACCAAGAGUUCAGGGAGCAGUGCACCCAAGGAGAAGGGAAAGCCACUGAAUACCUCCUCAACAGACAUCUCACAAUCUCAGGAGGACAUGAUGGAGGCAAACAGGAGGAAAGCUGUUGAUGAACCACAAGCUGGUGACCAGGAUUCAGGUGAUGAGAACCAAGCAAUGCGAACAAAAGUGGAGCAGCUACGCCUAAUCAUGGAGCAGCGACGGGCCCGGCGCAAAGCUCGGCGCGAUGCCCGGGCACGCCCUUACCCACACACUGCUGCAUCAUGGGCCACAGACACCACAGUGCCUGCUGUUGUCACCACAACCAGCACAGCAGCAGCAUCUGCUACUCAAGCAAUGGAUGUGGAUGGAGGAGAUACUGAUGGUACUGAUCCCACCACCCUUUGUGAGCUCAACUCAGAGACUGUAGUGGCUUAAUGAUGGCCCAUCAUUAGAAGGAUGUUAGGUUAAUGUGUAGGGAGGAUUUGCCACUGUGAAUUGUUUAGAUGGAUUUAGGUGUAAGUGAUGAGUAUACCUUUGCACAACUGCCUAUAACCCAAGGUGACUCAAUUUAGCCAAGGUGGUCAAGCCUUUAUGUUGAAAGUCUUGUCAUUUGGCAGAAAGUAAGAAAAUGCAAGGUCUGUUGUCUGUGAUUUAGGGUUGACUGUGUUGCAGCCAAACUGUGACACAAAAGCAGUGUGUGAUGAUGUGCUUCCAUAGUUGGAAAAGAUGAGUGUUCCAGAUCAAUCAAGGAAGGAGACUGUGCUGAACUUGAGUAAUAAAUUGUUAUAGCACUGUUUGUCUAAACUACCUUGAGGAGAGAGACAAUAAUGUCCUGGGGUUGAUUUU
Molecule: messenger RNA, 1774 nt
Organism: Penaeus monodon (black tiger shrimp)
Lineage: Eukaryota; Metazoa; Arthropoda; Malacostraca; Decapoda; Penaeidae
Product: midnolin-A-like
Cellular component (GO): nucleus
Molecular function (GO): protein binding
Source: RefSeq, a predicted model, not a curated record